UUCCGUAGCAACUGGGGGGUGGGGGCGCGCGAUCCGUUAACCGCAGGGGCCGCUUUACCACGGGUGCUAACAGAGAAGAGGGGGGGGUUGUCGUCGGGAACGACGCAGUAUCAAGGCGGCGAGCCCGCAGUUCUGUGCGGUGAUGCUGAAUAUGUGGAAAGUCAGAGAGCUGGUGGACAAAGCCACCAAUGUGGUGAUGAACUACUCGGAGAUCGAAUCCAAGGUGAGAGAGGCCACCAAUGACGACCCCUGGGGACCCUCCGGUCAACUAAUGGGAGAAAUAGCCAAAUCUACCUUCAUGUAUGAGCAGUUUCCGGAGGUGAUGAACAUGCUGUGGACCAGGAUGCUUAAGGACAACAAGAAAAACUGGAGACGAGUCUACAAGGCAUUACUGCUUCUGGCCUAUCUGAUCAGGAAUGGGUCUGAAAGAGUCGUCACCAGUGCUAGAGAACACAUCUACGACCUGCGGUCUCUAGAAAACUACCACUUCAUAGAUGAGAACGGUAAGGAUCAGGGCAUCAAUGUACGGCAGAAGGUAAAGGAGAUGGUGGAGUUCAUCCAGGACGACGACAGACUGAGAGAUGAGAGGAAGAAAGCCAAGAAGAACAAAGAUAAAUACAUUGGAGUCUCCUUUGACAGUAUGAGCGGAGGUGGAGGCAGCGGAGGAGGAGGAGGAAUUGGAGAAGGAGGAGGAGGCGGCAGCGGCAGCAGCAACAAAACCUCAAAUGAGUUGGAUCAAAGUAUGUGGGACGAGGACUGGGAUAAGAGCAAAGGAGCGUUCCCCUUUAGUGAGAAGCUCGGCGAGAUCAGUGACAAGAUAGGCAGCACCAUCGACGACACACUUAACAAGUUCAGAAAGAAGGAAAGAGACGACUCGCCCGACAGAAUCAGUGACAACGAGGAAGACCGAGCGUCGAGAAACGGCAGGCAGGAAACCCUCGAGUUCAAAGAUGAGGAGGAAACCGUCACCACAAAGAGCAUCCAAAUCACACAAGCAACAGAAACCACCACCACACGCAAACGCAGCGCAGCGGCAGGCAGCAAGGCUUUGGACCUCGGUGCAGCAGCCCACUACACCGGAGACAGGAGCCCCGAGGAGAAGUCGUCAGUCAGGCAGUCUUCCAGUGGCGGCCUAGCCGACCUGCUAGUGAUUGACCCUUUAUCCAAUCAGAGCACUGCAACAGGUGGCAGUUCAGACCUCAUUGGUGGCUUCGCUGACUUCUCCUCUCCUGCAGCCUCUGCCAGCCUUCCAACUUCCACUGCCGUAGCAGCAUCCAAUGGAAAUGGAGAAUUUGGGGAUUGGAAUGCUUUCACAACCAACACACCCGUUUCGUCCGGCUCUGGUCGGUCCCAGCCUGUGACGGACCUGUUCGGCAGCGUCCGGUCAACCACAGGCCCGGCCUCUAAUGCAGUACCACCUUCUACCGAGCUAUUUGACCUGAUGGGCGGAGUGAACCAUCAACUAACCAGUCCACAUACAACACUGAGUGCCUCUCAGAGCAUGACUUUCUCUCUGGGAGGUGCAACGCCAGCUGUUGCUAUGCCAACCAUGCCCCUUUCUCGCUCUCAACAGAGCUUGGGAGGCAUUACCUCCCAGGACCCCAAAGGACAACAGCAGAAGGUCGGUGUUGGAUGUCCAGGAUCAUUGGGCUCCACCUGGUCCGACCCCUCAGUCAACAUCAGUCUGGACUUCCUAUCAGCAGGCCUCAACCCCACUAAGACACCGCCCACACUCAACAAUAUCAUCCAGCAACAAGGAGUACCGCCGGUUAACUUGUUGACCCAGAGCUUCGGGGGACUGAACCUCAGCUCCCCGCCCCACGUAACACCCAGCAGACCACCAGCCAAUCCCAUGAUGGCGAGCAACGCAAUGACAAUGGGCCUGCCUGCUUCGAUGGCAACUGGCCUUCCCGCUUCCUUGGCAUCGAGCAUGCCCCUUUCAAUGACCACGGGGACCAUGGGUAUGGGGGGGAUUCCUGUAAACCAAGGCAUGGUGGGAAUGAACAUGAGCAUGAAUAUGGGCAUGGCCACUCCAGUGAUGAUGGGCGGUAUGGUUGGCAUGGGAGUGCCAGGAGUCGGGCCGGGCCUCACGCAAUCCAUCCCCCCAGCCGUGGUUUCACCCAAACAGGAUUCCUUCGCUAACUUUGGCAGCUUUGGGAAAUGAAGAACCGCAAAUGUGUAUGAGUGUGGGUAUGCAUGGCUGACAUUUGGAGAGUGGGGGCUAGAGAACUGCUGCAGCCUACCUGAAGACAACCGUGCAUGUUUCUCCCUCCUUUGGAGAGCUGGCACCAGUGAUCCUUCCCCAUCCCAGUCUGUUGACAUGAUCAAUGGGGGGGGCGGGGAUUUCAACUUGCAGCCAUUACUUUCCUGUGGGGAAGAACUCCUCCUCAUCUGUUUGUAUAUGUGAAUGACAUUAUGUCCUCCUUAAUUACAAAAGGAUUACUGCAAAAGUUUCUAUUCUUUCCAUUACAAUGUAUCAAUCCGUAGGAUUGACUACAACGAUAAAAAAAUGGCAUUGCUGCCUUAAUUAUUUUAGCCUUAGAAUUUUUUUUAAAUUAUUAUUUCAACCAAACGCGAUCUACAGAAGCCAUUACUUUAUUGACAGAUGGUGACUGUUUUACUUUCUGACACUUUUCCAAAUAAGAGUUGCAAAACGGCGCUGUGUGUACUCUGGUCUUCCAGCAGAGGGCAGGACUGCUUUGGAUAACACCAUAUGGUCAUAUUUCUUCUUCAGACAUGUUAAGGUUGAUGAAUUGCGUUCUACAUCUUUUUCCUCUCCUCUGCUGUUUUUAUAAGGCCCUAAAGAGUUCACAGUAUCUCGAUGUACAAUAGGACUUUAUUCAAGAAUUGUUUUCAGACCCACACAUGUAGAUCUCUGUUUAUCAUACUUUUUCAUACACAUACUUUACAUGGAGGUACAGAAUAAUGUUUUAUUCGAAGUAUUUGCCAAGUGGCUUUGGGAAAAGAGGGUCGACGAAGAGACUGAACAUUAUAGUCCUCUAUUCUUCCACGUUGAAGCCAGUGGCUCGUGUCAGGAUGUGUGGGUCAACCAAGCAAUGGACCUUUAAUAACAAACACUUGUUCCCACCAAACAUUUUUCAGCCUGCAGCUCUCUUCUUGGUCGACCUCAACAACUAUGUCCUUGGAAAUAUUCCCAUGAAUCAGACUUUUUCGUUCGCUGAAUUUUAAUAAAGGAUUUCUAAGGCUAGUUGAGACUAAAAGGUGUUCGGGCUGCCGUGCGAAGUGUGUACGUGAGAAAUGAAUAUAUGAGUGUGCAGGACUUUGUGUAUGGCUAUAGUUUUCCAGUUUGAUGUUGAAGCACAGCUCAGUGGUGCCCAUUGUCAUUUUCUGAGGCACUGCACAUGACCAAAUCUUUAUUUUGUUACUUUCAGAGCAAUGAUUUCAACAUCAUUAGUUGGAUAUUUUAUUAGUUUAAUUAUUUUGUAAGUUUCUGUUCAUACGGGAGCUGCUUAUAACAUCAUUUAGUUGACGGGAAUCAUGUUUUUUUUUUUUCCCGGUAAAGUUUAGUUGGAUUGUACUCUAUAUUUUCUGUACUUAAUUUGAAAUUAAAUUAAAAGUGUAGGCUUUUUGUAUCACGCA
Messenger RNA from Pungitius pungitius (ninespine stickleback), 3600 nucleotides. Its product is annotated as clathrin interactor 1-like. NCBI's taxonomy places the organism in Eukaryota, Metazoa, Chordata, Actinopteri, Perciformes, Gasterosteidae. The record is from RefSeq and is a predicted model, not a curated record. Gene Ontology annotation, cellular component: plasma membrane; clathrin vesicle coat; endosome. Gene Ontology annotation, molecular function: clathrin binding; phospholipid binding. The transcript has 12 exons. Gene Ontology annotation, biological process: endocytosis. The coding region runs from base 143 to 2164 and encodes 673 amino acids.